This is a messenger RNA of Nicotiana tabacum (common tobacco), 507 nucleotides long. Lineage: Eukaryota; Viridiplantae; Streptophyta; Magnoliopsida; Solanales; Solanaceae. The record is from RefSeq and is a predicted model, not a curated record.
AUGGGAAGCUCAAACUAUUCGACUUCGCAAGCCCAAGUAACCACCUUACUAUUUCGAUAUGAUCUCCUAUCCUACAUCGAUGGCACAUAUGUUGUUCCUCCAGUGUAUAUUGCAGAUGACAAAGGCAAUCAACUUCCUAAUCCAAACUACAAGUUGUGGCUAAGGCAAGACAUCAUUAUUUGCAGUGCAAUCAUGGCCUCUGUCGAUCCAUCCAUUGCGUCGCUAAUUGCUCAAGCAGCUACUGCGAAAAAUGCAUGGGACAGUUUGCAAACUAUCUAUGCGAACAAAUAUCAAGCAAGAAUAUUUGGUCUUCGUGAGUUACUCUCAAACAUCAGGCAAGACUCCAAGUCCGUCAGCGACUACAUGAAAGAAAUUAAAUCCAUUGCGGAUGAUUUGGCUGCCUCUAACUCACCUCUAACAAAUGAGGAACUAGUCAUCAAAGUUUUGAGCGGACUUGGAGCAGAAUACAAAGAGACUACGCGACUAUACGCGCUAGUGAUAAUCUGA